Messenger RNA from Melospiza georgiana, 8646 nucleotides. RefSeq names its product agrin (gene AGRN). The coding region runs from base 1645 to 7521 and encodes 1958 amino acids. The record is from RefSeq and is a predicted model, not a curated record. NCBI's taxonomy places the organism in Eukaryota, Metazoa, Chordata, Aves, Passeriformes, Passerellidae. Gene Ontology annotation, biological process: G protein-coupled acetylcholine receptor signaling pathway; receptor clustering. Gene Ontology annotation, molecular function: calcium ion binding; laminin binding. The transcript has 36 exons.
CUCCGCGCUGCCGCUCCCUUGUCUGAUGCUGCGCGGCCCCUUCCCCGCGCGGGGGGCGCACGGAGACCACCGGGAAUAGGAUCCACCCCCCACCCAUCCAUCCCACCCACCCAUCCUCCCACCCAUCCAUCCCAUCUCAUCCGUCCCAGCCGCUCCAUGCCGCCGAGCCGCGCUCCGCCCGGGAGGCACCGGCAUGUCCGAGCGGCGCCAGGCGGGCACUGAGCCGAGCCGAACCGAGCCGGGCCCCCGCCCGCCGGGCCGAGCCUCGGCUGGGUCCUGGAGAGCCGGGCUGGCCUGGGGAGGCAGCGGGGAUGGAGCUGAGAGGAGCCUCGGAGGGAGAGAGGGAGUGUCUGCCUCGGGCUGAGCGCGGCGCGGCUGAGCCGCAGCCCUGAAUCCUCGGGCUGCUCCCGAAUCCUCGGGCUGAGCCCGGAAUCCUUGGGCUGCUCCUGAAUGCUUGGGCUGAGCCCGGAAUCCUUGGGCUGCUCCCGAAUCCUCAGGCUGAGCCCGGAAUCCUUGGGCUGAUCCCGGAAUCCUCGGGCUGAUCCUGGAGUCCUUGGGCUGAGCCUGGAAUCCUUGGGCUGCUCCUGGAAUCCUCGGGCUGCUCCCAAAUCCUUGGGCUGCUCCCGGAAUCUUGGCUGCUCCCAGAAUCCUUGGACUGAUCCUGGAAUUUUGAGAUUCUCCUGGAACCCUUGGGCUGUUCCUGCAAUCCUUGGGCUGCUCCUGGAAUUUUGGGCUUCUCUGAGAAUCCUUGUGAUGCUCCUGGAAUCCUUGGGCUGCUCCCGAAUCUUGGCUGCUCCUGGAAUUUUGGGUUUUCUCUGGAAAUCCUUUGGGCUGCUCCUGGAAAUUUGGCCACUCCCAGAAUUUUGGGUUUCUCCCGGAAUUUUGGCCGCUCCCAGCUGUGAGGACCUGCAGAGGGUCAGAGGCUGCCGGACAGCGGAGGGAGCUCCGUGUGCCCCGAGUGAGACUGGCGAGGAUCUGAGAGGUGAUCCUGGGGGAUCCCAGAGAUUAUCCUGAAGGAUCUGAGGGGAUAUCCCAGAGAAUCUAAGAGGUGAUCCUGGGGGACCUGAGAGGACAUCGUGGAGGAUCUCGGCAGUUAUCCUUGAGGAUCCUAGAAGAUAUCCCAGAGGAUCUCAGCAGUUAUCCCAGAAGAUAGCCCAGAGGAUCUGAGAGGUUAUCCUGGGGGAUCUCAGCCGUUAUCCCAGAGAACAGCAAUAUUCCCAAGCCUGGGAGCACUCCUGUGCUGGCACUGUCCCUGUCCCCGCUCUGCUCCUGCUGUCACAUUCCCACCGUUCCCAGCCCGGCGUGUCCUUGUCCUGCUGGGCUCAGCCACGGAUUUGGAGCCCUCGGCGCCAGGAUUUUGGUUUGCUUUCCGGGCAUUUUGCUUUCCUUUCUGGGCAUUUUGGCUUGCUGUCUGCGAGCACCCAUGGAUUGACGCCUCGGGGCUGGCUGAGUGUCCCUGUGCCUCCGGAGCUGUCCCCAAGCUGUCCCCAAGGCCACACCUCUGCCAUGGCACCGCCGGGCACAGAGUCCUGAAGGUGCCCCCACCCUGCUGCCAGCCGAGAUGGGAACCUCUGGGAAAACCUGAACUGCCAAAAGCACGCGGGGGCAAGGACAGGGAUCCCUGCGAGCCUGGGGGUGCCCAGCAUGACAGCGUGCCAGUACCCCAUGGCGCCGGGGGCCCUGGAGCGGGACCGGCUCUACCAGCACAAGGUGUCCCUGGUGGUGAGGUAUUUCAUGAUCCCCUGCAACAUCUGCCUCAUCCUGCUGGCCACCUCCACGCUGGGAUUCGCCGUGCUGCUCUUCCUCAAUAACUACAAACCCAACAGUUACUUCACGCAGACGCCACCGCCGCCGCGGGAUGGGUGCCGGGGGAUGCUGUGCGGGUUCGGGGCCGUGUGCGAGCGCAGCCCCUCGGAGCCGGGCCAGGCCUCGUGCGUGUGCAGGAAGGGUCCCUGUGCCCCCGUGGUGGCCCCGGUGUGCGGCUCCGACCACUCCACCUACAGCAACGAGUGCGAGCUGGACAGGGCCCAGUGCAACCAGCAGAGGAGGAUCAAGGUGGUCAGCAAGGGACCCUGCGGCUCCAAGGACCCCUGUGCCGAGGUGACGUGCAGCUUUGGCAGCACGUGUGUCCCCUCCCCUGACGGCCAGGGCGCCAAGUGCGUGUGCCCCUCGUCGUGCAGCGGCGUCCCCGAGAGCCCCGUGUGCGGCAGCGACGGCCGCGACUACCGCAGCCAGUGCCACCUCAACAAGCACGCCUGCGACAAGCAGGAGAACGUCUUCAAGAAGUUCGAUGGCCCCUGUGACCCGUGCCAGGCCGUGCCGAGCGAGCCGGGCCGCGUGUGCCGGGUGAACCCGCGGACGCGGCGGGCGGAGCUGCUGCCCCGGCCCGAGGGCUGUCCCCCGGGCAGGGACCCCGUGUGCGGCGACGACGGCGUCACCUACGAGAGCGAGUGCGCCAUGGCCCGCUCGGGCGCCAUCCGCGGCAUGGACAUCCAGAAGGUGCGCUCGGGGCAGUGCCAGCCGCAGGACCAGUGCCCGGAGCCGUGCCGGCUGGGCGCGGUGUGCCUGAACCGGCGCGGGGCCGCGCGCUGCUCCUGCGAGCGCAUCGCCUGCGACGGCGCCUUCCGGCCCCUGUGCGCGCGCGACGGCCGCACCUACGGCAGCGACUGCCAGCGGCGCCGCGCCGAGUGCCUGCAGCAGCAGCACAUCCCCACGCGGCACAGCGGGCCCUGCGACCUGGGCGCUCCCAGCCCCUGCCUGAGCGUGGAGUGCUCCUUCGGGGCCACGUGCGUGGUGAAGAACCAGGAGGCCGUGUGCGAGUGCCAGCAGCAGUGCCAGGGCCGCUACGACCCCGUGUGCGGCACCGACCAGCGCAGCUACGGCAGCGCCUGCGAGCUGCAGGCCAUGGCCUGCCUGCUGCAGAGGGACAUCGGCGUCAGGCACAAGGGGCCCUGCGAGCCCUGCGGGAAGUGCCAGUUUGGUGCCAUCUGCGAGGCGGAGACGGGGCGCUGCGUGUGCCCCACCGAGUGCGUGCCCUCGGCGCAGCCCGUGUGCGGCACCGACGGCAACACCUACAGCAGCGAGUGCGAGCUGCACGUCAGGGCCUGCACCCAGCAGAAGGACAUCCUGGUGGCUGCCCAGGGCCCCUGCAAGUCGUGCGGCAGCUCGGUGUGCUCCUUCGGCAGCCGCUGCGUGGCCGGGCAGUGCCUGUGCCCGCGCUGCCAGCGCCAGCCCCCGGCGCCCGUCUGCGGCACCGACGGCGUCACCUACGGCAGCCCCUGCCAGCUGCAGGAGGCCUCGUGCCAGCUGCAGAGGAGCAUCGAGGUGGCCAGGAUGGGACCCUGCGAGGACGAGUGUGGCUCGGGGGGCUCGGGCUCGGGGGAUGGCAGUGACUGUGAGCAGGAGCGCUGCCGCCACUUCGGGGGCUGGUGGGACGAGGACGCCGAGGACGAGCCCUGCGUCUGUGACUUCACCUGCGUGGCCGUGCCCCGCAGCCCGGUGUGUGGCUCUGACGGCGUCACCUACGCAAACGAGUGCGAGCUGAAGAAGACGCGGUGUGAGAAGCGCCAGGAGCUCUUUGUCACCAGCCAGGGAGCCUGCCGGGCCCUGGCCACCACCCCGCCACCCCUGCUGGUCGUGCACUGCAGCCAGAGCGUCUACGGCUGCUGCCCCGACAACGUCACCCUGGCGCUGGGCGUGGGAGCUGCUGGAUGUCCCAGCACGUGCCAGUGCAACCCCUACGGCUCCUACGGCGGCUCCUGUGACCCGGGCACGGGGCAGUGCUCCUGCAAGCCCGGCGUGGGCGGCCUCAAGUGCGACCGCUGCGAGCCCGGCUUCUGGAACUUCCGCGGCAUCGUCACCGACGGCCGCAGCGGCUGCACCCCGUGCCACUGUGACCCCGUGGGCUCGGUGCGGGAUGACUGCGAGCAGAUGUCGGGGCUGUGCUCCUGCAGGACGGGCAUCACGGGCAUGAAGUGCACCCAGUGCCCCGACGGCAGCACCCUGGGCACCGCCGGCUGCCACAAGGACCCCUCAGCCCCCAGGUCGUGCGAGGAGCUGAGCUGUGACUUCGGGGCCUCGUGCGUGGAGCUCAACGGCUUCGCCCACUGCGAGUGCCCGUCCCCGCUGUGCCCCGAGGCCAACACCACCAAGGUGUGUGGCUCUGAUGGUGUCACCUACGGGGACCAGUGCCAGCUACGGACCAUCGCCUGCAGGCAGGGCCAGCACAUCACGGUCAAGCAUGUGGGGCAGUGCCACGAGUCCAUCACGCACACGAUGGCCCCGGUGUCCCCCACGCCACUGCCCACGGUGCCCCCGGAGCUGCCCGCGCCCCCUCGGGCCACCCCGCGCUCCCCCCUGCCCACCGGGGCGGCCACCAGCCCGUCACCGCCGCCAGCCAGGCCCACGGAGCGCGGCCACCCCACCACCAGGCGUGUGACAACGGCCAGGCCGGCCACCACCACGGCCUGGGUCACCCACGGCGUGCACAAGGCCACCGUCCGCCCGCUGGCCACCGUGCCCGUGGUGGCGGCCACCAGCCAGCCCGGCUACGGCGAGUCCGGCAGCGCCGAGGGCAGCGGGGACCAGGACAUGGGCACCAGCGGGGACCAGGAGGCCAGCGGGGCAGGAUCUGCUGGUGAGGAGGAGCCUGACGAGGGCCAGGUGACAGCCACGCCUGCCAUCGAGAGGGCCACGUGCUACAACAGCGCCCUGGGCUGCUGCUCCGACGGCAAAACCGCAGCCGCCGACGCCGAGGGCACCAACUGCCCCGCCACCAAGGUGUUCCAGGGAGUGCUGAUCCUGGAGGAGGUGGAGGGCCAGGAGCUGUUCUACACCCCGGAGAUGGCCGACCCCAAAUCCGAGCUCUUCGGGGAGACGGCGCGCAGCAUCGAGAGCGCGCUGGACGAGCUGUUCCGGGGUUCUGAUGUCAGGAAGGAUUUCAGGAGCAUCCGAGUGCGGGACCUGGGCCAGAGCAGCGCCGUCAGGGUCAUCGUGGAGGCCCACUUUGACCCAGCCACGUCCUACACGGCCGCCGAUGUGCAGGGGGCCCUGCUGAAGCAGCUCCGGGCUGCCAAGAGGAAAACCAUCCUGGUGAAGAGGCCCCAGCAGGAGCACAUCAAAUUCAUGGAUUUUGACUGGAUCCCUCGGCUCUUUACCACCACAGUCACCACCACCACGGCCACCACCAUGGCCCCUGGCACCACGCGCAGGGUGCCCGCGGCCACCGCGGCCCUGGGGCAGCACGGGGAGCCCGCGGGCAGCCCCGGCCCCGUGGGCACCACCCGCAGCCCCACGGGCACCACCCGCAGCCCUGGCAGCAGCAGCAGGAGGGGGAAGCCCACCCAGCUGCCCCCUGGCACCCCCCCGGCACGGCCCUGCGAGUCCCAGCCCUGCCUGCACGGUGGCACCUGCCAGGACGACGGGCACCGCUUCACCUGCAGCUGCCCUGCGGGCACAGGAGGGGAUCUCUGUGAGAAAGCCCCGAGUGGGUCCGUCCCCAGCUUCGGGGGCAGCUCGGUGCUGGCGUUCCGGACCAUGCGCGCGUACCACACCGUCAGGAUCUCCAUGGAGUUCCGCGCGCUCGAGCCCCGCGGGCUGCUGCUCUACAACGCCCAGCGCCACGGCAAGGACUUCAUCUCCCUGGCGCUGCUCGGCGGCUUCGUGGAGCUCAGGUUUGACACGGGCUCUGGCACGGGCACGGUCACCAGCCGCGUGCCGGUGGAGCCAGGGCGCUGGCACCGGCUGCUGGUGACGCGGAACCGGCGCACGGGCACGCUGGCCGUGGACGGGGAGCCCCCGGUGAGCGGGCACAGCCCCCCGGGCACCGACGGGCUCAACCUGGACACCGAGCUCUUCAUCGGGGGAGUGCCCCACGAGCACAUGGCGCUGGUGGCGGAGCGUACGGGUGUCACCAGCGGCCUGUGGGGCUGCGUGCGGGCCCUGGCCAUCAACAACCGCGGGCACGAGCUGCACCCGGGCUCUGCCGACGUGCUGUACGCCACGGCCGUGGGCCAGUGUGGCACCGACCCCUGCCAGCCCAGCCCCUGCCACCACGGCGGCACCUGCCACACCAGGGAGGCUGACAUGUUCCACUGCCAGUGCCCCGAGGCCUACACGGGCCCCACGUGUGCCUUCGAGAGGAACCCGUGCGAGCCCUCUCCGUGCCACGCCUCUGCCACCUGCCUGGUGCUGCCCGCCGGGGGGGCCCUGUGUGCCUGUCCCAUGGGCCGUGAGGGGGACCUGUGCGAGCGAGUGACAGAGCAGGACCAGUCCAUGCCCUUCCUGCCCGAGUUCAACGGCUUCUCCUACCUGGAGCUCAACGGGCUGCAGAGCUUCGUGCCCGACCUGCAGGACAAGAUGUCCAUGGAGGUGGUGUUCCUGGCCAAGAAGCCCAGCGGGAUGAUCUUCUACAACGGCCAGAAGACCGAUGGCAAGGGGGACUUUGUGUCCCUGGCACUGCACGAGGGCCACCUGGAGUACAGAUACGACCUGGGCAAAGGGCCAGCCCUGCUCAGGAGCAAGGAGCCCGUGCCCCUGGACACGUGGGUCAGUGUCCUGCUGGAGAGGAGCGGCCGCAAGGGCGUCCUGAGGGUCAACAAUGGCCAGAGGGUCACAGGGGAGUCCCCGAAAUCCCGUAAGGUGCCUCACAUGGUGCUGAACCUGAAGGAGCCCUUCUACGUGGGGGGAGCCCCCGACUUCUCCAAGCUGGCUCGAGCAGCUGCCAUCUCCAGCGGCUUCGAGGGAGCUGUGCAGAAGAUCUCCGUGGGUGGCGUGUCCGUGCUGAAGGAGGAGAACAUCCGCAGUGCCAGGGAGGUGUCCCCGUUCCAGGGGCACCCCUGCACCCAGAAACCCAACCCGUGCCAGCACGGGGGCACCUGCAGCCCCAGCCUGGGCAGCUACCAGUGCUCCUGCCACAGGGGCUUCUCGGGGGCACACUGCGAGAAAGUGAUCAUUGAGAAGGCAGCAGGGGACGCCGAGGCCGUGGCCUUCGAUGGCCGCACGUACCUGGAGUACCACAACAGCAUCACCAAGAGUGAGAAGGCCCUGCAGUCCAACCACUUUGAGCUGAGCAUCAAGACGGAGGCGACGCAGGGGCUGCUGCUGUGGAGCGGGAAGGGGCUGGAGCGCUCGGACUACAUCGCCCUGGCCAUCGUGGACGGGCGCGUGCAGCUCAGCUACGACCUGGGCUCCAAGGCCGUCACCCUGCGCUCCAGCGUGCCCGUCAACACCAACCAGUGGGUGCACAUCAGGGCCUCCAGGGUGCAGAGGGAAGGCUCCCUGCAGGUUGGGAACGAGGCCCCCAUCGCCGGCUCCUCUCCCCUCGGGGCCACCCAGCUGGACACGGACGGGGCGCUGUGGCUGGGUGGGCUGGACAAGCUGAGUGUGCCCCAGCGCCUGCCCAAGGCCUUCAGCACGGGUUUUGUGGGCUGCAUGCGGGACGUGCUCGUGGACCGGCGGGAGCUGCACCUGCUGGAGGACGCCCUGAACCAGCCGCGGAUAUUGCACUGCUCGGCCAAAUAGAGCCCAGGGACCUCCCUCCCGCCUCCCUCCUCCCUCCCUCCUGCCUAUUGCUGUAAUUAUUUUCUAUUUUUGUAAACUUAUUGCUUUUUAUAUUUUUGGGGGGGACAGGGAGGGCAGGAAACCCUUUUUGCUUUCGGGCUCUGGGCCCGAGCAGCGGGACAAAGCUCGAGAAGUGACACCAGAACUCUCCCACUGCAGCGUCGAUCUUCUUCAUACUUGAAGCUUCUUUUGUUUUGGGGUUGUUUUCCCCCUUUUUUCCUGCUGUUUUUGGGGGGUUUGUUCCCAAAAACAACCCUGUUUUCCCGUGGGGGAAACGCUGCUGGUGCUGGCGAGGCCUUCACGGAUUGGCGGGGUGGGAAUUCCCGCCCUGCUCCGGGCUCUGGCUCUUCCAAACCUUCUCUGGCCCCGUGUUCACCUGAUUCCUGCUGCCCCCGUUCCUCUCACUGUAAUUUAUGUGUGUAAGGAUCUCAAGUGCUUUUCUCCUCCGAGCUCUGCUCAAAUCAGGGAUGCCACGCACUGGAAGGGAGAGAGCCGGGCCCAAGCUUCGCUCUGCGCUCUCCUCGGGACUCUUUGCUGGACUCAGAGGUGCUGGGGAGGCAAAAAUGUGGAUUUUUCCAGCGGUUCUCCUCCUCCUCCUCCUCUCGGACACGUGCAGGAGCAGCUGUGAAACCUCAUUGCCACAUUUUGUGUUCAUCCAGACGUGUCCUGACCCCUCCCCAGCCACCGAGCCUUGGCCUCCCUUGUGCUGGAGAUCACUUGGAGCUCCUCUCCAAGAGCUGGGAAUUCUCUCCCUCUCCCAAGAGGACCAGGAGAUUCCCUGUUCCUCCUCAGAGAUCUCCUGGACGCGUCCUUCCACGCCCCACAGCCUUCUCCAGCCUCUGGCUCCCAGCCUGGCAACGCAGAGCUGCCACUGGAGCCUCUCCCACCAAGAAAAUUGGGAAUUUUUCACCUUGGACUUGGAGUUUUUGGGUCUUCCACAUCCUCUGGAUGCUGCCAGCCCUGCAGGAACGGCUCCAACGGGAGCAGGAGCGGGGCUGGGGAGUAUUUGGGGGGAAUUUGAAGCAUUUUCUUCCAGGAAAGGAAAGUUUUGGGGCCAGUUGUGAAGUUUCUGGGGUGUGGCUGCAC